Labrus bergylta (ballan wrasse) is the source of this 1942-nucleotide messenger RNA. Its product is annotated as nucleolar protein dao-5. The record is from RefSeq and is a predicted model, not a curated record. Lineage: Eukaryota; Metazoa; Chordata; Actinopteri; Labriformes; Labridae.
UUUUUUUCUGUAACAUACGCGGAAGAAAACAAAACAAACGUGAACUGGGACCUGUCGUAGUUCUGACCGGAGAAACUGGUUUUAAACUUGUUUAAUCACCUCCCGCGGCAGACUGACCUUAAAUGUAGGCUGGCAAAUCCGCAAACUAAAGAGGUAGUGACUACAGCUGUGAAGAAACGAGCGACAUUAGCUAACGACGGUAAACCAGGUGGUGCGUUUUUACUUCUCAUGGGGAGCUUUAUUUACUCAUAAACGUUUAUUUCUACGUCAAAAAAAUGGACUGCAGCCUAACCGAAGGGCUAACUAAAGUGGGACACGACUCUUCAGGGAAAGACAGCUCCGGCUCGGAUGAUGACGUACCGCUCUCGAAGCUGGUGACUAAGCCACACAGUGAGAAGAAACAGUCCCGUGAAAAGAGCCCGACUGUUGGGUCCAAAGCUAAGGCUAAAAGUGCUUCAGAUGACUCUUCAGAUGACGAGCCUUUAAUCAAAAAGAAAAGAGUUCCUGCACUGGAGAAGAAACCACAGAAAAAGGGCAACACACCCAUCAGAUCUAACGGCACAAGUAACAAGAAAGCAGAUGUGAACACAGAUGACAGCUCUGACAAUGAGCCUCUCAUAAAGAUCGCCAAAGCUGCAAAGAAGCCUAUCUCAGUGCCACCCAAAAAAGCUGCCCGCGCCAAAAAGAAAAAAGCCUCUGAUGACUCCGAUGAUGAGCCUCUGAGCAAACUUGUCAAUAAACGAGAGAGAAAGGCCCUCGUCACUCCUUCUAAAAUAGCGAGCCAAGAUACAAAAUCCAGAAGGAACGUGGCAACGAAAAAGGUUAAAUACGCAGAGUCUUCCAGUGACGGUUCAGAUGAUGAACCUCUUGCAGAGAUGAAGAAGAAGUUGACAAACGUGCCUAAAAAGAAUUCAACAGACAAGAAAACCAAACCAAAACUUAAAGACAAACCACCGAAAGACUCUUCAUCCUCAGACAGCAGUUCAGAUGAGGAUGAGGAUGAUGUGCCCUUAGUGAACCUCAUUUCCAAGAGGAAGAAGCCAGUGAAGAAACCACAAAGAAGACAGCUGUGUCCCGAGGCAGUGCCUCAAGAAAGAGACGAGAACCUUCUGAUGAAAGCUCGGACGACGAACCUUUGAUUAAUUUUGUGAAAAAGAAGAGCACAGGCAAACAAACAAACACAAAAACAAAGGCUUCAGCUCCGAAGAAAAGGAACACGACCCCCAGAAAGUCCAGAAAGACGGUUGCGUCAGGGUCUACAAGCGACAGUUCAGAUGAUGAACCCUUAAUCAAGAAAGUAAAACACCCACAAGUCACCAAAAACCUGAGAAUAACCCUGGAGAGGUGUGAUGGUGAAGACGGCGGGGCAACAUUAAGCUCAAAGAAAACCAGCACAGACGCACCGAAUCCUGAAAAGACGUCGAGCAACAAAUCUGAGAGUUCACAGGAAUCCUUAGAAGAAGACUAAGCAGGCGGCAGAGAGCUGUUACAGGUCGAAGACACCAAUUUUGUUAUCACCUUUUCAACUUCUGGAAAAGGAAGUUCGAACCACUUAGUGGCUCCACUUUUGAAUAAUUACUUGAGCGUUUAAAGUCCGUUGGAGAGAUGCCUCCCAAUAAUCACACGUUAGUGUUCAUGUUCAGCAUUUUAUCUACAGACCUUAUGUACAUGUUAAUUUAUUGUGUUUUUAUUCCUGUUUUUUAAAACUUGGGGUCAGACUGUAGGUUUUAAAGCUCAAUCUUUGAUGCUACUUCACUGUGUGUUGCCUAUGGUUUGCGUUGGCUUCCCCCUUUUUCUUCUAUGAAUUUACAUCACACACUAGUUUAUGGCUCAUGCAUGUAAGUUCUAUUUCUACUUCAUAUGUUUAUGUUCACUGUACAAUUAGCAUGCAUCAAGGAGAACCUGCUGGGUUUGAUUAAACUGCUUUCACUAGAACAUUUGA